This is a messenger RNA of Prunus mume (Japanese apricot), 1529 nucleotides long. Its product is annotated as RNA-binding (RRM/RBD/RNP motifs) family protein. Lineage: Eukaryota; Viridiplantae; Streptophyta; Magnoliopsida; Rosales; Rosaceae. The record is from RefSeq and is a predicted model, not a curated record. Gene Ontology annotation, cellular component: nucleoplasm. Gene Ontology annotation, molecular function: RNA binding.
GGUUCAAUUGAGCUUGAGGUUUAGAGAAACCCUAACUGAAGAAACGAUCGCAGCAGCGCGCGAGGAUCUGGGGUUUUGUCGAUGCUUUACUAACGAGGGGCAUUUUUGUCAUUUCAUUGGGUCAAAACUUUAAAAUUGACGUAGCCUUCAUCUCUCGCUCUCUGUUCUUCAUCACCAAACCGAAAACUUCUGCAACGAAACGCUGUCGUUCUUUACAUGCAAACCGAAACGAAGGGUACGAAGCUUAAUGCUUAAAGGGAACUAAGCCUGGUCCUUACGCAAUUAUGCAAAUUCAACACAGAGAGCUAAAUAGAUCAAACAAACAAGCACAAUUUAUCAAGAAUCAAGUUUUGGAUAACUGGACACCACCUUUGCUUUUCCAAUCAAAAGACACCGCCUUCAAUUUGAGAAAAAUGUUUGAGGAGCAGAAUCAACAAUAAUACACAGAGGCACCUUAAUCGCAGCCUCUGUUCCUUCAAUUCAUAGACACGAGUAUUUGGUAGUUACUCUCUUCGGGUUUUGUUGGAACACAAUGCCUCGAUACAAAGAUGAACCUACUGCAAUUCGCGUUUACACAGUCUGCGACGAAUCAAGGUAUUUGAUUGUGAGGAAUGUUCCAGCUUUGGGAUGCAGUGCUGAGCUGUUAAAAUUGUUUGCGUCCUACGGAGAAGUAGAAGAGUGUAAACCAAUGGAUGAAGAAGAUUGUGAGCCAUUCACUGAUGUUUAUUGGAUAAAGUUUCGUCUGGUCAGCAAUGCCAGGUUUGCAAAGAGGAAAUUGGAUGAGUAUGUUUUCCUAGGGAAUCAACUUAAGGUUUCAUAUGCUCCUGAAUUUGAGAGCCUUGCCGAAACAAAGGACAAGCUGGAAGGCAGGACAAGGGAAGUUCUAGGGCGAUUGAACCCUGGAAGAUCUAAGGGGUCUACAGCUAAUAAAUCACCUGCGUUGACUGCCUCUUCUUUUGGUGCAAUUCCUUCUCAUCCUAACUGCAUUCCCCAACUUGUAAACUCUAGUCGGAGGGACUCCGGAGAAUCACAACUUACUUCGCACGUUAACAAUCCUCCUCUUUCAAGGAUUUCCUCUGACAAGGAGUAUUUUGCUUCCCAAUCAAUGAAUCAGACCGUCCAGAUGGUGAGGGAGAAGCUCAAUAAGAUUCAAUCAAGUAGUGAGCACCUGCAAGAUGGGCAUGCAUCCAAGAAACCGCGGGUGGACAAUAGGAAGAGAAUCUGAAGAUUUUUUUUUUAGAGAUGAAGCAAUCCUGGCAGGUCUAGAUGUUAUAUUUUGGGUCUCACUUCGGCUGUAAUUAAAUUUUUGAGAAAUUUUUCUUAAGGACGGUCAUACCACGGAAUCAUACUGGCGUGGUACGACCCCCCACGCAAAGAAUGCCAUGUAUGUGUAAGACAGACCCACACAAGUUCUCUUGAUUUACAUGAAUACACCGUUAAUUGCCAUGUAAACUACACUGAGUAGCGUGUUUAGUAGAUAAUAGUGUAAAUGCUACUUCUUUUGUAAGGAAAAAUUCCUCCAAACAUCA